Molecule: messenger RNA, 2353 nt
Organism: Amoebophrya sp. A25
Lineage: Eukaryota; Dinophyceae; Syndiniales; Amoebophryaceae
Source: the annotation of a GenBank genome assembly
CGAAAGGAAAGAACAUGAUCUGAUCACCUGAAAUUUCGGCAUAACAUUCUGUUGAUGUACGCAAGGAUUCUAUUGUUCCGAUGUCCUCGCAAUCCUCUAAAUGGUUUCCACCCUACUCAAUUUUCCAGCGAAAUUUUUUUCAUGCAUUGUUGAGAAUAUCGCAAAAGCAAGACUAGAGACAAAGUAUCCCGAAUAUACUACGACAACAUAAAUCUCGAUCACAUUAAUUACGACGCACAAAGUAAAACUUCGAAUAUUUUACAUUCAUUAAGGUAAGUCUAACAAGUAUUACAUUCAAGAUGCCACCUGCUGAAGAAGAAGAACCUAUCCUCGACUUCGGUAAGAAGAAGAAGAAAGAGAAGAAGGAAAAGAAGGAGAAAAAACCCGAUCAGGAAGUCGAGGAGGUGGAGCUCGUUGAAACAGAGUUCGUGGCGGGCGAAAUAAUCGAUUACGAGGAGCUUCUCCAGCGUAUCCGUGACAUCAUCGAUAGCAAUCAUGGUGGUCUCGGUGUUCGUGAGAAAUACACCCUCACGCCACCAGAGGUACUUCAUUGUUACUUUCUAGCGGCGAUAACCUCUACCUCAAAAUCAGAAAUCUUUAUGAUAAUCUCAUGUCUGUUUUUUGAAUUGCCUCAUUUUGAUAUUACGGCAAUGAAAUUAUGGACCAAGUUGUUAAAGACGAAACUUAUCUGCAUUCCGUUUUCGAAAUUGUCAUCAAACAGAUUGCACGAGUCGGAGCAAAAAGGACCGGAUGGAUGAACUUUCAGAAAAUCUGCGACUCAAUGAACCGAUCGUCAGAACACCUAAUGUCAUAUGUAUUUGCAGAACUUGGUUGCGACGGAACAACGGCAGGUGAGGGGCAAUUCAUUCUCAAGGGUCGCUUCUAUCCCCGAAAUAUCGAGUCGCUGCUGCGGAAGUACUUCUUCUAAAUUUAUACUAGACUUCAUCAGUUUGUUGAAGAUGGGAUUGAUAAUUUCAUAAAGCUUCAAAUGUCACGACUUUAUCGCGGGUUAGCCGUAGCUGCAAAUUUGACAGUGCAUAGUCGCCAAAGCUGCUACUCUAAGAAAACUACAUCUGAUUGCACGUUUUUUCAUCGUCAUCGUGUAUUUCCAUCAGUAAGUAUUCUCUUCGCAUCGCCAUUUUCUCAAAAAUAAAAGGUAUAUUCGAGAGUAUGUCAUGUGCUCGAUGUGCAGAAGUUCUAACACGACAUUGGGAAGAGAUCACGCAACCCGAUUGCACGUGAUCAGCUGCCGGAAUUGCGGAGCGUCAAGGUACACUAUUUGAAAUUCUUUGAAGUAGCAUACCAUAAGACUCUCGAAUUUGAAACUUUCCUCUGACCAAUUUCUUUAAAGAAAUAAUCAUUUACUUCAUUCAGUAAAUCAUGCGUGUUAAAUGAAAAAAGAUUUGAAUGGUAGACCACAGGCAGUAAAGAUUAUCAUAUUCGUAUUCCACACCACAGAACGUGCCAGACUAUUAAGAGUGGCUUUCACGCUGUUGCGAAAGGGGAGCGUAAGAAGGCAAAACAGGCUGGCGGAAAUCUGCAAACGGUGGGUUAAUUGCCUUGUGCAGCUUCGAGCCUGUCGGACAUGGGUGUCACUCAACGAAUCCAGACAUGGAUUUCUCCUCUCUCUCUCUCCUUAGCGGGAAUUAGCAAAAGUCCCCUAGUGUUUCACACGACAAUGUCAUAUUAUGUUGUUCACACUGCAUAUCAUCACUGAUGACACACUCUUUUUGGACGAUAUUUUCAUCUGAAACUGAAACUACUCACCGGUUAUGUAUUCAAGUAGUUCUAGGUAGAAGCUUUUUUAGUUCUUCUCCAUCAUGAAUACUUCUACUUGCAUCAAGCCGAAUGAAGAGCGGACACUACGCGGACCUGUCCGAACUUCUCAGUAAGGCUCAAAGAAAACCAAAAAUGUCCGAUGCGAGUCACCGUCUAUCGAAGUACUAGAUUCGUAAUGAAUACUAGAUGGAGGUGGAACGAUGCCGCCCGAAAGAAAUGAAAGGAUGCAAAAGUACUUAUGUAGAAAUUCGAACCCAACAAAUACAGCCAUCAUCUCCGGCUGAACUGCUCAACAUUUCGUUUUUUUCUUCUUUGCAUACAAGAUCGCAAGAGGACGACGGUCAUCACUCUAGCUAUGAAAUUUGCAACGCAUGAUCGCUAUCGCACCACUAAGAAUAAAUCAAGCUCCACCACGUGGCUGCCUGCUUCCGUGGGCGGACCUCUCAACACGUUGUGCUUAGCAGGUACAAGUACAACAAGUCGUACGCUUUCUCGAGUGUUGAUAACCUGUAGUCCACUUCUCCGCGGAAUUACAGACUUGGUAGAGCGCGUGGGCGGAUACUAAACAUUAAAU